Molecule: messenger RNA, 2295 nt
Organism: Panicum virgatum (switchgrass)
Lineage: Eukaryota; Viridiplantae; Streptophyta; Magnoliopsida; Poales; Poaceae
Product: aspartyl protease 37-like
Exons: 2
Coding region: 275-1831 (518 amino acids)
Cellular component (GO): extracellular region
Source: RefSeq, a predicted model, not a curated record
AUGCCCCGGCGUUUUCAAACAGGUCCACGAAGUUUCUCAAUUGCUUUAAGAUCGGUGUGAUUCAGCACGUGUAGUAGAAACGAGGACAUUCAUCUGAAGUUAGUCCAGCAGCAUCUCCGGCUAAAUGGGCCACUCAGGGGCGCCUUCACCCGCCGGCCCGUUAGUCUAGAAUCGUGGUGGUGCAGCCAAGGCCCAUCACUGCUCGCCAUCGUGUCAUGCCCAGGCCCUUCACCGAGCAGCACACGCGCACCCCCAAAAAAGAAGGAACACAAGAAUGCCAUGCCGCGCGCGACGCGAUGCGAUGCUAACACUAACCAGCUCGCCUUUGCCACACCACCUCCUUUGUAUGGCCGGGGCCGAGGAAACCAAAGCCAAGCCGCCGCCGCUUAUCUACUCGACCCCUUUCGCCAUCAAGCACGGGACACAUGCCGCACACGAGCACCAGCCUCCGCGCUCGCGCACGCGCAGCGUAGCCUCGCCCGCCAUGGACAUGGAGCUGCUGCUGGUGCUCCUGUUCCUGCUCUUCCUCGCCCUCCCGGUGCUCCCGGCGCCGGUGCGCCUCGAGCUGGCCCGAGUGGACGCCAACCUCACGGGCCACGACCUCAUCCGCCGCGCCGUGCAGCGCAGCCUCGACCGCCCGGGUGUCGUCGUGCCGCGCCCCGGCGGCGGCGGCGGCGCGGCGACCGCGGCGGACGGGGGGCGCAGGUCCUCCUCCUCCGCCGCCGCCUCCGCCCCGGUGGUGGCCGGAGGCGGGGAGUACCUGGUCAAGCUCGGCAUCGGCACGCCGCAGCACUUCUUCUCGGCGGCCAUCGACACGGCCACCGACCUCGUCUGGAUGCAGUGCCAGCCCUGCGUCAGCUGCUACCGCCAGCUCGACCCCGUCUUCAACCCCAGGCUCUCCUCCUCCUACGCCGUCGUGCCCUGCAGCAGCGACACGUGCAUCCAGUUCGACGAGCACAGGUGCCGCUCCGAGGACGACGACGCGUGCCAGUACACGUACAAGUACAGCGGGAACGGCGUGACCAGGGGCACCCUGGCCAUCGACAAGCUGGCCGUCGGCAGCGACGUGUUCCACGGCGUGGUCUUCGGCUGCAGCGACUCCAGCGCCGGGGGCCCUCCGGCGCAGGCGUCCGGGCUCGUCGGCCUCGGCCGCGGGUCGCUCUCGCUCGUGUCCCAGCUCUCCGUGCGCCGGUUCAUGUACUGCCUGCCGCCGCCUGUGUCGCGGACGCCCGGAAAGCUCGUGCUCGGCGCGGCCGCGGACGCCGUCCGGAACGUGUCGGACCGGGUCACCAUCACCAUGUCGUCCAGCACGCGCUACCCGUCCUACUACUACCUCAACCUCGACGGUCUCGCCGUGGGCGACCAGACUCCGCGCAUGGUCAAGGCCAUGGCGCCGCCGCCCACGGCUAGAAGAGGAGCCGCACCCGCCGGCAGCGGCGGCAGCGCGAACGCGUACGGGAUGAUCGUGGACAUCGCGUCGACGAUCUCGUUCCUGGAGGCGUCGCUGUACGAGGAGCUGGCGGACGACCUGGAGGAGGAGCUCCGGCUGCCCCGCGCCACGCCGCUGGACCUCUGCUUCAUCCUGCCGGAGGGGGUGGGGAUGGACCGGGUGUACGUGCCGACGGUGUCGCUGUCCUUCGACGGGCGAUGGCUGGAGCUGGAGAGGGACCGGCUGUUCGUGGAGGACGGCCGGACGAUGUGCCUGAUGGUCGGCAAGACCAGCGGGGUGUCCAUCCUGGGCAACUUCCAGCAGCAGAACAUGCACGUCCUCUACAACCUGCGCCGGGGAAAGAUCACCUUCGCCAAGGCCAGCUGCGAAUCCAUGCCGUAGAUAGGCUCCACGUGGACUGGGACUUGAUCUUGUACUCCGUGCGGAGAAUUUUAGCCAAAUUGCACAUUGGGUGGGAGAUUAGAUACAGAUGAUGGUCUGUCAUAGCCUUUGCCUGAAAUUUAUGAACUACGUAGACCAGUGUAAUUUCUUUCAAUUUUCAUCAACCAGAGGCGAAAAAAAAGGAGAAAACAAUCAUUGGGAAAAAAGAUCUAACAUUUCCGAAUUCUGGUCAAUUUACGAAAUCCAUUUUUUCUAACGCUGGACAGACCUAGAAAUUUUUUACAAGAACGUUAGCAUUUUAUAGCAUAAUAAUAGCGCAUCAUUUUUUUGGGUCCAUUCUUCCUUUUUUUUUGCCUUCUCUUGUUAUUGCUUCUUGGAAGUAGAUAGCUAGAAAAUUUAGUUUUCAUGGACGGGCAGGCUGUCACAGGAAUAACAAGUCACAAGGUAGCCACAUAACAAGCAGC